Molecule: messenger RNA, 2823 nt
Organism: Tetrahymena thermophila SB210
Lineage: Eukaryota; Ciliophora; Oligohymenophorea; Hymenostomatida; Tetrahymenidae
Product: YL1 nuclear protein
Exons: 2
Biological process (GO): chromatin remodeling; regulation of DNA-templated transcription
Cellular component (GO): nucleus
Molecular function (GO): ATP-dependent H2AZ histone chaperone activity
Source: RefSeq, a predicted model, not a curated record
AUGGGAAAGAAAGAAAAGGUUUUCUUUGAGGAGGAAGAUGAUAACAAGAAUGAGGAGAUAUAUAAUAGCGAUUAAGAUGAUUAAGAUUAAACUCCUUAAAACAAAUCACAUUCAAACAAUUCUAAUUAAGUAGGCGCAUAGUCUAAAAAAGGAGCUGUUUAAGAUAAAUCAGCUAAAAAUUCUAAAGUCACAGCAUCAAAAGGAAAUCAAAAGAAGAAAUCAUAAGAAGUAGAUUCAAAAGCUCCAAAGAAAGGGAAAGCUAUUUCAAAAGGCAAAACUAAUAAAAAAGGAAAAGACAAAGGUGGUGCCGCUUCUAAAAAAGGAGGUAAAAAGAAAGUACAAAAAGGUAAAAAAGGAGAAAAGGCUCCAGUGAAAGGUUCAGCUACUAAAAAAAAAGGAGGUGCUUAAGAUAAGAAAAAAGCAGAUAAUAGCGCUCUUAAAAAGACAAAAAAAAUUUCAUAGGGUAAAGCAGAAAUCAUAGAAGAUGAAAAAGAAGAAGUAUUUAAUGAUGAAAGUAAUGCAACUCCUCCUUAAUAUAGCUAAACAAAUGCUACUUCUUAUUAAAGCGAUAAUAUCUCAAAGCUAAAAAAAAAACCAGCUGCAAAAGCUAGCAAUAAAAAAACACAAUAAACUCUAGCUGCAUCUAAAUUAAAAACGCAAAAAGAGGAAUAAGGAGAAAAAUCUUCUAGUUUGAAAGCAUUUAGCAGCAUAAUUAAAGACAAAAAGAAUGGAAAAAACGUUCCUUUCCAGCCUACAGAAAAUAAAGAGAGUGAAGAAAUAGAAAUAGAACCUGAGACAGAUGAAUAAGAAUCAGAUCCUAAUUAGCUUAAAAAGAAGCUAGGUAAAUCAGAUUUAAAUACUGAGCAUCAAAAUGGUGGAAAUUAAGUAAAAGAUGAUAAAAAAGGUUAAUCUGAAUCAUCUUUAAAAAAUAGAAGCAAGGUCUUAGUUGAUAGUAAAAAACCUAAUUCGAAGCUUUAUAAAAAUGAUAAUGGUCAUGAAUAAAGUACUACUUCUAAAGGGUCUAAGGUAUCUGCUAUUAAAAACAUAAGAAAGGAUAGUUUAGAUAUGGAAUUAGACAAUACUUUAGAAAACGAAGAGGAUGAAGAAGAUAUUCUUUCAGGUUCUGAAGAUUCUGAAAAUAGCUAAAACAGUGAUAAUAUAAAAACAAACAAAAAAUAAUUGGACAAGAAGAAAAGCGAUAGUUUAUCAUCAAAACUUAAAAAUAAAGCUGAUGAAAGUGAAGAUGAUGGAGAAGGAGAAGACAAUGAAGAAGACGAUGAAGUUGAUGAUGACGAAGAAGACGAAGAGAAUGGUGAUGAGGAUGAUGAUGAUGACGAAAAUGAAGGUGAUGAUGAAGAAGAUAACGAUGAAGACGAAAGUAGUAGUGAAGAAGUAGUUUAGGCUGUAAGAACAAUGACAUUUCGUAGUAGAAGAGGUGAAGGCAUCAAAAAGCUUAUGGAGUUAUAAAAAAGAAAUGAAGGAUUCGGAGAUGAUUUAGAUGACUUUUGGAAAGAAAAUAAAUAUUUUGGUAAAAUAACUGAAGUUACAAAGGCUAAUGAUGAAGAAGAAGACGAAGAUUUUAAUGAAGAAGAGUUUAAAGACGUAAAGGAUGUAUUCGAUAGUGAUUUUUAAGACACUAGUGAUUUAGAAGAUGAUGGCGAUGAUGAUUCAAAUAUGUCAGAUGAAGAUUCAGACAGCGAGAAAAAGAAAAAACGUAAUAAAGAUAAGCCUAGCUAUUUAAUGAAAAAAGAUGAUGUUAUUAGAAAAGAAUAAGAAAAAAUAGCAAAGCAGAGACAAAAAUAAAAAGCUGAGCGCUUGAAAUAGCUCGAUACCUAAGAAGAAAAUGAAAUUUAAAUAUCUUAAAAGAUAUAAAAGGAGAAAAGAGAGGCAUAGAUCACAAUUUAGCUUGAAAAACGUACCUUAAGAUAAAGCACAAAUGAAAAAUCUCUUUUAUCUCAAAGUUAGCUUUCUCCUCGUUUAAAAAAGAAAUUGCGCUUAAACGAAGAUGGAUCUGUAGACAUUAAUGGGUAAUAAGGAGAGUAAGGUGGAUAAGCACAGGGUGCUGGAGGCAAAAAGAAACGUUAUAUCCAUGAUUUCUUGACCUAAGAGUAACUAUUAAAAGAAGCUGUUUUUACAGAAUUUGUGAAUAGAAAAUAAUUAGAAGACUUACUUCGUUUGGAAGAAGAGAAAAAAUAAUUCUCUUUAAGUAAAAAAUUUAUAGACGAAGGACCUAAGAUAAUAUAUAAAAACUCUGCUAAAACAGAUGAAAAUUUAAUCAUAUAUCCAACAUAAGAAGUAUAUGAUAGCACAAUAGGUAACUAUAUGUAAUCUUUCAAUCAAUAAAAAUAAAUAAAAGAAAAAAAAUUCCGCUAUCACGAUCCUAAAACUAAUAAAUCUUAUAAUACUCCAGAAGAAUUUUAUAAAUAUCGUACAAUUUUGUAUAAGUCAGAGCAAAAUCGUUACAAGUAUCUUAUUAAAGUUUACAAAGAUCUCUAAGAAAAGAAGGAAGAGCUGCUAGAAGAAUUUGAGCCAAAACUUAAAGACAAAUAUAAUAAUAAUUGUAAUAAUUCUUCAGAUUCAGAUGACUCUUUAUCAUCAUCUUCAUAAUCCUCAUCUAAUUCAGCAACUUCUUCUGCAGGUAAAAAGAAGAAGAGAAAAUCUUAAUAAAAGAAAAAGAAACAAACUAAGAAAGCAAAAAGUUAAAAAUCUCGUAUUUCAUAAACUGCAGCUGAAAGAGAAGAUGAUGAAAAUGAUGAAGAAAACGAUGAUGAUAAUAAUAAUAAUUAAGAUGAUAAAAUAUUUAUUGACUAAGAUUCAGAUUGA